Austrofundulus limnaeus is the source of this 3750-nucleotide messenger RNA. RefSeq names its product filamin A interacting protein 1b (gene filip1b). The record is from RefSeq and is a predicted model, not a curated record. NCBI's taxonomy places the organism in Eukaryota, Metazoa, Chordata, Actinopteri, Cyprinodontiformes, Rivulidae.
GUGGAGCUGCUCUCAGACUGAGGGAACAGGUUAAAUUUAGAGCAGGAGGUCAGCGCUGAGGAACACCAACAAACAAACUGAAGCUCCUCCUAACCAACACCUGAUUUUAGUUUAGAUGAAAAUCUGAAGCUGCUUCAAUUCUCUGGUCCAACACCAACUGGACUCUGGCUCUUCAGAUGGAACAAGAAGAAACAGAACAGGAAGAAGUAGAAAAAGGAUAAAAGUCGUUUGGAUUACAAAGAAGAAGUUGAUGCUGUGAAGUUUGGACCUAGCAGAAGUUGGCCAGGGAGGACAUCAUCAGGUUGCUGAAAUCUGACAGAACUGGACCUGAGGUUCUUGAGGCCCAUUAUGGGUCUGCUGUGCCCAGGAAAGCCCUGCAGGCUCUGCAGAGAGACGGAUUCCUGCUGCACGGCAGCUGCAGCUCUGAUGAUGUGUACGAGACUCCCAUGAAUGAGUUGGACCGUCUAGAGGACAAGCAGAGGGAGACGUACAGACGGAUGCUGGAGCAGCUGCUGCUGGCCGAGAAAUGCCACCGUCGAACCGUCACAGAGCUCAGCAACGAGAAACGGAAACACGCCGACUUCAUGAACAAGAGCGACGACUUCACCAACCUGCUGGAACAGGAGAGGGAGAGGCUGAAGAGGCUGCUGGAGCAGGAGAAGGCCUACCAGGCUCGUAAGGACCAGGAGCACAGCAGGAGGCUGGAGAAGGUCAGAGACGAGCUGGUGAAGCUGACGUCCUUCACGCUGAUGUUGGUGGACGAGCGACAGCAGCACGUGGAGCAGAUGGACCAGCAGAACCAGAAGAUCCAGGCCCUCAGUCAGAAACUACAGGACAAGGAGCAGCAGCUGGCAGCUGUGACUGACGCCGCCACAGAGGACGAACAGAAGGUCCUGAAGCUGGAGGCCGAGCUGGAGCUCAAACAGACCAGGUCCAGUCAGGAGCACGAGAACAUGACUGCCAGGCUGGUGGAGCACGAGUCCCAGAACCGCCAGCUGAGGCUGAGGCUCACCGGGCUGACUCAGAAGAUAGAGGAUCUGGAAGAGAGCAACAAAGUCCUGCAGAGAUCAGAUGAGGACUUGCAGCAGCUGAGGGAGAAGAUCAGCAGAGGCGAGUGUGGGAACUCCUCCCUCAUGGCUGAGGUGGAGAACCUGAGGAAGAAAGUUCUGGAGAUGGAAGGGAAAGAUGAAGAAAUCACCAAAACCCAGACACAGUGCAGAGAGCUGAGGACAAAGCUGCAGGAUGAGGAGAACCACAGCAAGGAGCUGAGGCUGGAUGUGGACAAACUCCAGAAGAAGAUGGUGGAGAUGGAGAAACUGGAGGGAGCGUUCAGCAGGAGCCAAUCUGAGUGCUCCCAGCUUCACACCAACCUGGAGAAGGAGAGGAGGACUCUGACGGAUCUGCUGUCAGAAGUGGAGCGAUUAAAAGCCCAGCUGAAGGACCUGGAGUCUUCAGAGUCGAAGCUUGAGAAGGCAGAGAUGCUCCUUAAAGAUGAUGUCAUGAAAAUGAAGUCCUUCACAGUCACUCUGGUGGAGGACAAGAAGAACUUAUCAGAGAGGCUGAGGCAGGAGGAGCAGAAAGGUGCUGAUCUGAGGAAGAUGCUGAAGACAGAACAGGGCAAAGUUAUGGAGGUGACCGAGAAACUGAUCGAGGAGAGCAAGAAACUUCUCAGACUCAAAUCUGAGAUGGAGGUCCGUGUGUCCGCUCUCACAGAAGACAACAAGGAGGUGAAGGACAAACUUGCAGGUGAAGAAGAAAAGUGCAAGAAGCUGAACGAUGAGCUGAAAGGGAUGAAGAUGAGGAUGAAGGAACUCCAGGAGACAGCAUCGUCCAUCCAGGACCUCAACAAGGUGGAGGAACUCACGCUGGAGCUGGAUCAGCUCAGAGGCCGGUUGAAGCAGCUGGAGGUGGUGGAGGGAGAUCUGAUGAAGACUGAGGAUGAGUAUGAUCUGCUGGAGAAGAAGUUCAGGACAGAGCAGGACAGAGGCAACACCCUCUCCAAGAUGUUGGAGGAGAUGAAGAGCCAGAUCGCCAGGAGCAAAGCAGUGGAGAAAGGAGAAACCACGAGUCCGGAGGCCGAGCUGAGAGUCCGCUGCAGGAUGGAGGAAGCCAGAACCAGAGAGCUUCAGGACGAUGUCCAGGUCCUUAAGGAGAAGAUCCACGAGCUCAUGAACAAGGAAGACCAGCUGUCCCAGCUGCAGGUGGACUUUUCUGUCCUCCAGCAGAAGUUCAUGGAAGAGGAGGAGAAGAAGAAGAGCAUGAGUCAGGAAGUGGAGAACCUGAGCAGAGAGCUGGAAGCUGCCUGGCGCUACAGCCGAGCUCUGAGGCCCGGCACCAAUGGCAGGAGGAUGGUGGACGUCCCGCUUACCUCCACAGCGGUCCAGACUGACCCGGUCACCGAGUCCGCUGAAGAUGACACAACUGCAGGGUUCAUCCGGAAAUCAGUUCAAGAGGAGAACCACCUCAUGAGCAACCUCAGGCAACAGGGUCUGAAGAGGCCAGCAGUCCUGAACCGAUACCCUCCAGCAUCAGCAGAACUUGGAAUGAGAACAUCUUCACUCCCCUGGAUGAAGAAGGAGGCCAUCAUGCUGACUCAGACCAAAGGCUCCUCCUCACUCCGUUCACCUGAAGCGAUCCAAAGACCAGGUCCACCUCUACACAUCCGCGUGAUGCCAGAUCCUGGGACCAGCACCGCCACCCUGGAGAUCACCAGCCCACGAGCUGAGGACUUCUUCUCCAGCACCACCAUCAUCCCGACUCUUGGCCUUCAAAAACCACGGAUCACAAUUGUCCCCAAACCCACAGCUGUGGCCUCGAAGACCAGUGGCUGUGGUGCAUCAGGAGGUCUUCAUCGAUCCAAGUCUCCCAUUACGAUAACCACCAUCUCCAGGACAAGAAGUCCAGAGGAGACAAGAAGCAGUUCUGGUGGUCUCCAGUCCCCAGUGUCCAUCAUCACAGUCAGCACCACCCCCGUGUCUGAGGCGUGUUCUUCAUCCAGUCCCCACCAGACCACCACCGGAGGACGAACCCUCAUCAGGAUGACCUCCGACAAGCAACCAGAACCUGUCAGGAAGUACAGCGGCAACAUAAUUACAACGGAGGAUAACAAGAUCCACAUCCACCUGGGUCCUCAGUACAAGAGACCCUCUGAGGUCUGUGGAGGCCCCGUGGUGACAGUCAGACCUGAAACUGCCUCAGAAACACCACCAGGGACAGUUCAUUGCUCCCCACGCCAGCCCUCAUCAGUGAAGGCGAGUCAGAACAAAAUGACCAGUAGCUUGACCAUCACUCCGCUCAGCUCUGCAGGGUCCAGACCCAUUCAGAACAUGCAGAGCAAGCCUGGUUCUGAUGUUCCAUCAGCUCGCGCCUCCACACGGAUCCCUGUGUCCAAAACACUGAAAGCAGGUGGGACCACAGUUCUGGGCAUGUCAGCAGUGACAUCGUGGUCUGAAAGUCAGGCAAUGAAGAUUGAGCUGAGAAAGUCUUUAGAGUGCAGCUCAGCCUCAGCAGGUGGAGGGAAGAGCUGAGGUCCAUGAGUUAAAGUUACUUUAAUAUUUAAUGUUUAAAUCCCCAGGUUCAGUGUAACUCUGCACGGUUUGUUUGUAUCCGGAUGAUCUGCACUGCUUUUUGAUGAAACUUUGUAUUUUAUUAUUCAUGUGCGUUUAUUUGACUUACUGAGGCACUGUGAACUCAGUGAUCUGCUGUUCUUUGUUACAAACAAUAAUAAAAUUAUUUAGAUACAUUAUUGCA